Messenger RNA from Caenorhabditis briggsae, 2667 nucleotides. It is a transcript of the gene Cbr-abu-12, whose product is annotated as Protein CBR-ABU-12. The record is from RefSeq and is a predicted model, not a curated record. Gene Ontology annotation, biological process: regulation of transcription by RNA polymerase II. NCBI's taxonomy places the organism in Eukaryota, Metazoa, Nematoda, Chromadorea, Rhabditida, Rhabditidae. The coding region runs from base 1 to 2667 and encodes 888 amino acids. Gene Ontology annotation, cellular component: nucleus; aryl hydrocarbon receptor complex. The transcript is spliced from 18 exons. Gene Ontology annotation, molecular function: transcription cis-regulatory region binding; nuclear receptor activity.
AUGCGUUGGGAAGAAUUUACCUUUCUUUUGUUACUAAUAUCCGGCACAAAUGCACAGUUUGGUGAGAUUGCUUCACUAGCCACAUCGCUUCUUGGUGGAGCCCUCGGUAAUGGAGCUGGGAUCGGAGCACUUGCCGGAGCGGGAGCAGCUGGUGCUGGCGCUGCGGGUCAAGCAGGAGGAGCUCUUGCUCAAAUUGGGCAAUUGUAUCAACUUGCACAAGGAGCUCUUCAACUGACUGGAACAGGAGUCGGUGUGCUCAAUCAAGCUUCAGAGGGUAAUUGGUUCCCAGCUGUUUUAGAACAAACUGCGAAAAACUCUCAAGCUCUGAUGAAACAAGGUGGUGGUAACGGCUUGAAUCUUGGAGCGCUUGGACCAGCCCCAGGAAAAACAGCUGGUGGCGGAAUCGGACCGGAAUUCGGAACCAGCUUCCCAGCGCCAAACAUAGAUGACUAUGACGAGAAUGCAGAAAUUCCGGGAGAAGAAGAAGAGACAACCGAACCAACUACUCCACCCCCAAGACAAAUUAGGAUUCAGCUACCUGACAAAGACGGGAAAGCAGAGCCAGAGGAAGAGUUGGACUAUGAAGACCUUAUCAACAAAAAGGCUCAAAAAAGCAAGCCAAUGAUCCCAACCAUUGACGCUGAAAGCACUGAUGAGAUCAAAAGAAACGUCAUCGCAACUCAUGGAGCAAAAACACAACCUGUUGUUCCUAAAUUAGACAAGCUGGUUGAAGUUCUUCAGAAGAGUAAGCUGUCAAAGGAAGAAAUUGAUGAAAUUGUUGCACAAGUGAGUGUGGAAGGGAAUAAACACAUUGAGAAACCUGCCAAGUAUGACUUCAACGCGGCAGUACAAAACAUUCCUGACAAGAAAAACACGAUUCGUCAAAAAAUCACAGACGCUUCUCGUAUUAUCAAUUCAAACCUUGAAAAUCAGCGUAAAGAGCAGAGUAUCGUAAUUCAAAAACAAGUUGAUGAAUUCAAAGUGUUUCGCGACUUGACACAUUCCAAUAUUGCAAGUCACCUCACAACAAAGAAACCUACUACAACAACAAAAGCAACUACUACUACUUCACCAAAAUUUGUUCCUACUGUUCUUCCUGCAUCCUCCCAAGCAACCACGACUUCUCCAAAAUCAAUCCCUACCACCACAUUAACCCAGAAACAUGUUCAGCAAACUCGCUCUGUUCAACAAGUUGCUCCACCUCCAGCUCCUCAAGUUGUUCCACAGGUGGCGCCACAACCUCAAGUGGCUGCACCAUUUUUGCAACCACAGCCACAACAACCAUACAACAACUUUUUGCUUCCUCCAAACCAUUUCCAGCAUUCUUUCCACCAGCAGCAGCAAAAUUUGUAUUACACACAGGCACCACUCUACGGACAGCAGACUCAAAACUACUGGGGUCAACAACAAAAUCAAUACAACCAGCAGUACGGUCUGCACCCAAAUCAACAACAACAGCAAAAACAAAACUUCCAACAACCACAACAACAACAAUACGGAUACUCGAUGCCAUAUCCAUCGCAGCAACCACAACCACUGACACGUGUUCAACCACAACAGCAACAGCAGCAACAAUAUUAUUCGUAUAUUCAACAAUUCAUCACUCAACAACCGACAAAACAACCCCCAGCUCCUGUACAACAAAGAGUUGCUCCACCUGCGCCUUCCCAACAAGCUGUCUACCGACAAGGAAAUGCACAAGCCACCGCUGCUUCACCAAGACCAGUGUAUCCACAAGGAAACGUGCAUCAAGUUGUGCACUAUUACAACGAUGGUCAACAGAUUGUGCAACAAAUUAUUCCUAAAGUAAUUGCUGCAAAUGGAAACCUACCUCUGAGUGGACCAUUCCAAUCUCAUUCCGUUGCUGCUGUUGACCCAGCUGAAUACGAGAAACGGCAGGAAAUACUUCGACAAGCCUACCAGCAGCCACAAACUCGCAGCGCAGAAGCACAAGGAAACGUACGAGUACAGCCAUCCGCGCGUGUUCAACCUAGAAUCUACGAGUCUACAGUAACUGCCACAGGACAUAGACAAGCCCAUGCUAUACGAACAUAUCAAGCUACCAAGUCAGUCAGCGUUACACCGCCCAACUCACAACCGGCAGCCGCUACGAGAAGUUCCGGAAGAGUGAGUGCAGCCAAGAAGCGAUACAGUGGACAUGUUCUUCCGGGACCAACAAUUGAUCAUAGAAACUUGGAAAACAAGAAAUUGAAAUACGAAGAAAUGACAAACACAUACAGAAAGUCGAAACGAAAAUCGAUCAUAACUGCUGUCCGAAAUAUGCUCAAGAAAAAUUAUAUCGGAAAAACCGAAGUAAAUACAACAAUGUCCGCGGAAAGUUUUGCAUAUGACGGGCCCGUUAUUUUUGACGAUUUCGACGUUAGUAUGAUGAAUCCAGGUCUGGACUUGUUGGACUUUAGAAAAUCGGACCCGCAACGACUCACUGAUUUUGAAACAAAAAUGGAAGACAAUAAAUCUUAUGUGAAUUCGGCAUAUGUUGGGCAGAUGGACACUUCAUUGUCCACUACAUCGAACAAGACCGCAGGACGUCCUCGCCUCACUCGACAGAACGCAAUAGUGCAAGAAGCUUUAUCUGGAACUGCAAUGACCACAGCGGGAAAAAAUAAGAUUGAGGGUGAACACGAUUCAAAAAUACUUCAACAAUAA